AGUAAAAGAAAAUUAAAGGCCCAAAAUUCUUCAAACAAUGGCUCUCCCCAGUUUCCAUUCAUCUACUUUCCUCUGCAACUUCACCCCCUCAAUUCCACUUUCCCAUUUUAAGCAAUUUCCCAAUUACUCUUCUCUUAGCGUUCGUUGCUCUACUAGUGAAAGCCAACAGAGUGAAAGCCAGGAAUCCAAUCAAGAUGCACCAAAGAAGAAGAAAAGACUCUCUGAACAGUCUUCAUGGGAAGCCAAAGAUUCCGACGGCAACGAUUAUCUUUACAGGCUUGGCGCUGAAGCCGAUAAUAUGAAUAUCGCUGUUGGUGCUAGGGCUGGAGUCAUCGAUGAUCUCUUCGCCGGAAAUUUCCUCGGAAAAGACUCGGAUAUUGUGUUUGAUUAUAGACAGAAGGUGACUAGGUCGUUUGCGUACCUUCAAGGCGACUACUAUAUUGCUCCGGCGUUUCUGGAUAAAGUCGUGUGUCACAUUGUGAAGAACUACAUUUCUCAUCUUUUGAACGCCAAAGUUCCUCUGAUUCUAGGCAUUUGGGGAGGAAAGGGGCAAGGCAAAUCAUUUCAGACUGAACUGAUCUUUCAGGCAAUGGGGAUUGAACCUGUCAUUAUGUCUGCCGGAGAACUGGAAUCAGAAAGAGCUGGAGAACCAGGCAAGUUAAUACGUGAACGUUACAGAACUGCUUCUCAAGUGGUUCAGAACCAAGGAAAAAUGAGUUGUUUGAUGAUCAAUGACAUUGAUGCUGGCCUUGGCAGAUUUGGUAACACUCAAGUGACUGUCAACAACCAAAUUGUUGUUGGAACUCUGAUGAAUUUGUGUGAUAAUCCUACAAGGGUAAGCGUUGGGCAAGACUGGAGACAAAACGAUAUAACACACAGGAUUCCUAUUAUUGUUACAGGAAAUGAUUUUUCAACAAUGUAUGCUCCCCUAAUUCGUGAUGGGAGAAUGGAAAAGUUCUAUUGGCAGCCCACCCAAGAAGACAUCGAGAAUAUUGUUUGCAGAAUGUACGAGAAAGAUGGCAUAACAAAGGAUGAGGUUGCGACUAUUGUUAAUACAUUCCCGAAUCAAGCAUUGGAUUUCUAUGGAGCUAUGAGAUCUAGAACGUACGACCAGUCCAUCCUAAAGUGGGUUGAAGACACUGGAGGUGCUGAAGAUAUUGGCAGAAGAUUAAUUCGUCAAAGAAAGAAAGGAGAACUUCCGGUUUUUGUUCCUCCAGAGCAAACGGUUGAAGCCUUGCUUGAAUCAGGAUACUCUCUUGUCAAAGAACAAAAGUUGAUUAUGGAUAGCAAACUUUCAAAAGAAUACAUGAAGAACAUGGAUGAAUAGUACGUGACUAUAUGGUUUAUAAAUGCUUGAGAUUAUUUUGUGUACAUCUUGACUGAACAAACUGUAUACAUAUUAUCCGUAAAGGACGAACCGGAAAAGGGGAAUCUAAGUUUAUUUUUUCAAUUCUUUUUUUUUCUUGUAUGCAAAAGAGCUGAAUAUUUUCCUCUGUAAUACUGAGGUCCCAAAAUCAGGACAUUCCAGAAACCUUUUUUGAGAAAAAAGGAUGUGAACUCC
This is a messenger RNA of Nicotiana tabacum (common tobacco), 1561 nucleotides long. Its product is annotated as ribulose bisphosphate carboxylase/oxygenase activase, chloroplastic. Gene Ontology annotation, molecular function: ATP hydrolysis activity; ATP binding. The record is from RefSeq and is a predicted model, not a curated record. NCBI's taxonomy places the organism in Eukaryota, Viridiplantae, Streptophyta, Magnoliopsida, Solanales, Solanaceae.